Caenorhabditis elegans is the source of this 375-nucleotide messenger RNA. RefSeq names its product Kazal-like domain-containing protein (gene T12B5.14). The transcript has 2 exons. The record is from RefSeq and is marked reviewed. The coding region runs from base 1 to 333 and encodes 110 amino acids. NCBI's taxonomy places the organism in Eukaryota, Metazoa, Nematoda, Chromadorea, Rhabditida, Rhabditidae.
AUGACUAACAAUUCUGGUAAAAAAAUUUGGUAUAAAAACAUAUCAAUAUACGUUAAACCACCAACCGAUCUAUUGAUUAACACAGUGAAGCUCAUCGUUUUAGUAAUCUUUUUUGUGCUCUUCAUCGCAACAUCAGUCAACGCAUGCUCUCGCCCGACUUGUCCGGAUGAUACAGAGUGUCCUGAAACCGAUGUAUGUGGUUAUAGAAACCAGACGACAGGCAGCAAGUUUUGUUUAUCGAGAUGUUCGUCGGACGCAGACUGUGAUGAAUUUAGACGAUGCGACAUUGAUAGAUGUGUUUCAAAAAAAUAUCAAGCCCGUACAAUUUACUGAUUGAUCAAUUUGCUUUUAUCACUAAUAAAAAUGUUUGCAAGC